AGCAGGAACUUGCGCUUACGGAAGUGUGUGUCAUGUGAUAUAUACACAAGGCGACGCAGAAAGCGUCAAUAAAGGCCCAAAUAAAGGGAGAGACACACACACGCUAGUAUUGACCAUGGCAGAUGAUUUGAAGAGGUACUUGUACAAACAGCUGCCAACGGUUGAAGGCCUCCAUGCAAUAGUAGUAACAGACAGGGAUGGAGUUCCUGUAAUCAAAGUUGCCAAUGACAAUGCUCCAGAGUAUGCUCUACGACCAGGCUUUCUCUCAACAUUUGCACUGGCCACAGAUCAAGGCAGUAAGCUGGGCCUGUCCAAAAAUAAGAGCAUCAUUUGCUACUACAACACAUAUCAGAUUGUGCAAUUUAACCGAUUACCCUUAGUGAUCAGCUUCAUCGCAAGCAGCAGUGCCAACACAGGUUUAAUCAUCAGUUUGGAGAAGGAGCUUGUUCCACUGAUUGAGGAACUAAGACAGGUGGUUGAGGUUGCCUAGAAGACAGACAGUUACAUAACUACUGCAACAUGUACCUGGAUAUGAUCAAGACACACAUAUACAUAUGCACCUUGGACAUUGAUGUUGGCUGUGAACCUGGAUUUCAUGUCAAUUGCUCUUGAUGCUGUAUGUUUCCCUUUUGAAUGUAACACUGUCUGGUUGGAUUUUUGAUUUUUCUUCUAAUUAAUAAAUUUGUUUAUGA
This is a messenger RNA of Hemibagrus wyckioides, 692 nucleotides long. RefSeq names its product late endosomal/lysosomal adaptor, MAPK and MTOR activator 3 (gene lamtor3). The record is from RefSeq and is a predicted model, not a curated record. The transcript is spliced from 7 exons. Bases 116 to 490 code for a protein of 124 amino acids. Gene Ontology annotation, biological process: positive regulation of TOR signaling; cellular response to amino acid stimulus. Gene Ontology annotation, cellular component: Ragulator complex. NCBI's taxonomy places the organism in Eukaryota, Metazoa, Chordata, Actinopteri, Siluriformes, Bagridae.